GAUUUAUCAUCAAGCAAUAUGAGCCACGAGAUAGCAUUGAAAAGACUUAAUAUGCUGAAGGGACACUUUAGACCCAGCAAAGAUUUGAAGAGAGAGCUGAGCACUUCUACCUUCAACCUCGCCAAAGCUCAGGAGAGCCUUUGGAAUACUCUUCCUGCUAAUUACUUUGAAACAUUUGAAUGCAUCUCUGAGCUUCAUGGAAUCCCAGACCCCUCUCUUUACAAUGCAGAAAAGGAUGAGUUAAGAAAAGAUUCUAAUGAGUUCAUUAUUAGAUUGACCAACAAAAUGUUUGAGAAAGGGUUCACAACUCCUGAAAAAAUUGCUGAAAAUAUUGACGCCUUUAACUCGGGAAUGAUUUCUCUCGGAUCUUUCAACUUUGCUACCUGUACUAGAUAUUUGGUUCAAUAUGGUCUCUAUUGCAAAACUAUCAAAAAUUUAGGAACUGAAAGACAUCAUCAAGAGCUUAUUGAUGGAUGCUCGCUUAAAACUCUUGGAUGCUUCGGACUAACCGAGAUGGGGCAUGGCUCAAAUGUUAGAGGAAUUGAAAUCACUGCGACUUAUGAUAAGACCACCAAAGAGUUCAUUUUAAAUUCUCCCACAAAGACUGCUAUUAAAUUCUGGAUUGGAGCUCUUGCUAAAAGUGCUCAUAAUGCAGUUAUCUUUGCUCAGUUAUACAUUAAUGAGAACGGACAGAAAGUAAGGAAGGGAGUUCAUGCCUUUGUUCUUCCUAUCAGAGACAGAAUGACUCAUACUUCAUUCCCAGGUGUUGAAAUAGGCGAUUGUGGAUAUAAGAAAGGAUUAAAUGGAAUCGACAAUGGAUGGAUUAAGUUUGAAGAUUACAGAAUCCCAAGAGAAUCACUACUCAACAGAUUUGCUGAUGUUACUGAAGAUGGAGUUUAUCAAACAGCAAUUGAAAGUGAAGGAAAAAGAUUUGGAAACUCAAUGUCAAGCUUGUCAGGUGGAAGAGUUUUUAUCUCAAGAAUGUCGUCAGAGAUUAGUCUUCAGUCUCUGAGUAUUGCUAUUAGAUACGCAGCUGUGAGAAGACAAUUCGGUCCCUCAGAUGAAGAAACUCUUCUUCUUGAUUACCCAUUGCACCAAUAUAGAUUGUUCACUCGCUUUGCCGAACACUUCGUACACUACCUUGGAGCUAACAGAUUAGUCAAGAUGUGGGAUAAGAAUCUUCCUAAGCUUUUAGAUGAAGGAAAUGAACAAACCGAGGUAAUUCAUGCCUUGUCUUCAAGCAUGAAAGCAUUUGUAUCCUGGUCAUCCCAAAGCACUAUUGAUGAAUGUAGAAAGGCUUGUGGAGGACAUGGAUAUUCUUUCUAUUCCCUCUUUGCUAAUAUUUUGAAUUUUAAUGACUUGCAUGCUACUUGGGAAGGAGAUAGCCAUGUCUUAACAAUGCAAAACCAGAAAUUUAUUUUGAAUGGAAUCAGAAAAGCAUUAAAAGGAAAGAAGGUUCCAGAAACUUUGGAAUAUCUUUCACUUGCCCAAACAACUCCUCCAGCUUUCAAAGGGGAUUUUGAAAAUAUUGAUGAACUAGCUAAAUUAUUUGCACAAAGAGCAUCAUUUUUAGCAAACAAAGCUGCUAAAGCUCUUAAUGAAUAUGAAGGAGGAUUUGAACAGGGAUUCCUUGAUCUCCAAUCCUUUGAAUUGAAAGAUAUGUCCUCUGCUUAUCAUGACAACUACUGUAUUGAAACCUUCAGAGCCUUCUUAACUACUGUUGAUGAUGAAUCAGUCAGAUUCAUCUUUGAGAAGCUUCUUCUAUUAAAUUUCUAUACUAAGAUGCACAAUGAUGGAAACUUCUUUGUAGCUGCUCUUGGAUUAUCUCAAUUCGAGAAGCUUAAGAAGCACAUCAAUAAAUCAUUGAAGCAUUUGCGCAAGAACAUCAUUCUUUUGACUCAAGUCCUUCCAUUCCCAGAAAGAUCCAUGGGAGCUUUAGGACAUGGAGACUUGCAGGUUUAUGAUAGAUACUUGCAACAUAUCAAAGCAUGUAAAGGAGUCACUGAAAGAGCUUCAUGGUGGAAGCUUGCCUACACAAAUAGCGAGCAAAAGAAUUAAUCAAAGAUUGAAGUCCAUUUCUAUUUUUGAAAUUCUUUUAUACGGAAUCAAAUUCUAGUAUC
Moneuplotes crassus is the source of this 2120-nucleotide messenger RNA. The record is from the annotation of a GenBank genome assembly. Lineage: Eukaryota; Ciliophora; Spirotrichea; Euplotida; Euplotidae.